ACCUCUCUCUAGUCUCUGUCUCUCUUAUCGGCUUUGAGUCCUGUCUCCUAUUUUAUAUAUACUCAUAUAAUAAAGAAAAAGAAAAGAAAAACAAAUUUCUAGCCAAGCCUAGCUAGUAUUUAGCCUAUAAGUGGUGUAUAGUCUAGGAACCCGAUUCAUUUCACCACCAUCCUUCUCUUUGUUUAAUUUUUGUUUCUCUACUCUGAACCAAGACAAGGUGGUGGAGAAUAACAAAGUAACCAACAAGAGACAUGUCUUGUAAUAAUGGAUUAGCUUUCUUCCCUGAAAAUUUCAGUCUUCAAAACCAUCAACAACAAGAAGAAGAUCAUCCCCAACUCCUUCAAGACUUCAAUGGGUUUCUAGGUAAGAGAUCUCCAAUGAACAACGUACAAGGGUUUUGCAAUUUAGAUAUGAACGGUGAGGAAGAGUACUCAGACGAUGGAUCUAAGAUGGGAGAGAAGAAGAGGAGACUGAACAUGGAGCAAUUGAAGACGCUAGAGAAGAACUUCGAGAUUGGUAACAAACUCGAGUCAGAUCGAAAAAUAGAGCUGGCUCGUGCCUUGGGAUUACAACCUAGACAAAUCGCUAUUUGGUUCCAGAACAGAAGAGCUCGAUCCAAGACAAAACAGCUCGAGAAAGACUACGACAUACUUAAGCGUCAGUUCGAGAGUCUUAGUGAUGAGAACGAAGUCCUUCAAACUCAAAACCAAAAGCUUCAAGCUCAGGUAAUGGCAUUGAAAAACAGAGAACCAAUAGAAUCAAUCAAUCUGAACAAAGAAACAGAAGGUUCUUGUAGUGACAGAAGUGAGAACAUUUCUGGUGACAUCAGACCACCGGAGAUAGACAGCCAAUUUGCUCUAGGCCAUCCACCGACAGCUACAACGAUGCAGUUCUUUCAGAAUUCAUCGUCAGAACAGAGAAUGGUGAAAGAAGAGAACAGUAUCAGUAACAUGAUGUUCUGUGGAAUUGAUGACCAGUCUGGGUUUUGGCCAUGGCUUGACCAGCAACAUUACAAUUGAAUUGUGGUUCGAUUAUUAUUUUUUUCUAUCAAAUUAAAAUUUUAACAUUCUCGUCUUUUUUUUUUUUUAAGUGAUGAUCCCAUUCAUUCAUGUUUCAAGAAUCUAUGAUUAGUCUAGCUAAUAUGCAUAAGCAAAAAGAUCAGACUAGCUUUUUUUUGGUAAUGAGAUGUAAAAUAUU
Camelina sativa (false flax) is the source of this 1197-nucleotide messenger RNA. The record is from RefSeq and is a predicted model, not a curated record. NCBI's taxonomy places the organism in Eukaryota, Viridiplantae, Streptophyta, Magnoliopsida, Brassicales, Brassicaceae.